UCUCUCUCUCAAGAGAUGGGGAGAGCACCUUGUUGUGAUAAAAAUGGAUUGAAGAAAGGUCCAUGGACACCAGAAGAAGAUCAGAAGCUAAUUGAUUAUAUUCAGAAACAUGGCCAUGGAAGUUGGAGAACUCUUCCCAAGAAUGCAGGGCUUCAGAGGUGUGGAAAGAGUUGUCGACUUCGUUGGACUAACUACCUGAGACCUGAUAUCAAGAGAGGAAGGUUCUCCUUUGAAGAAGAAGAAACCAUAAUUCAACUUCACAGUAUUUUGGGUAACAAGUGGUCUGCAAUUGCUGCUCGGUUACCGGGUAGGACAGAUAAUGAAAUCAAGAAUUACUGGAACACUCACAUUAGAAAGAGGCUUCUUAGAAUGGGAAUUGAUCCAGUAACUCAUAGCCCAAGACUUGAUCUUCUUGAUCUCUCUUCCCUUCUUAGUUCACCUCUCUACAACCAAUCUCAAUUGAAUGUGUCUAGAAUGCUUGGAAUUCAACCUUUUAUCCAUCCUGAGCUUCUAAGGUUUGCUACCACUCUCUUUUCAUCCCAAACUGACAACAACAACCUUGAUCUUCAUCUUCUACAAAAUCUCCAUGAAAACAAUCAACUCUGCAACUCCCAAGUUCAAACCCAGUUCCCUUCUUUCACUUCUAAUCCACUCCAAACCCCAAUUCAAGAAAACCCUUCUUGCACAACCUCCACAGCUCCUUGCCCUCCUCAGUUUCUGAAUGAAACCCAACUCUUGCAGACCAAUGUAGACCAGUUUCCAUCAAAUCCAACCAGCUUUAGCUGCCAUGAUUCCCAAACCAGUACUUGGCAAGAUAAUGUUGUUGUCCCUUCUAAUUUGACAGAUAAUUUGAUUCCCAUUUCCAAUUAUGGCUACUACAGUUCUGAUCAAUCCUUUGGGGACCCUUUAUCUGAAAACUCGAAUCUACAAUCCGAUAGCAAUUGCAACAACCAGGAUUUGAUCUUCUCUUCCGUCCUAUCUACACCUUCAUCACCAAAUCCAACUCCUUUGAAUUCAUCAUCUACAUACAUCAACAGCAGCACUGAAGAUGAAAGGGAUAGUUAUUGUAGUAACAUGUUGAAGUUCGAAAUCCCUGAUAUCUUCGACGUCAAUGAAUUCAUGUGAUCAGAUGUCAAGGCUCAAGAAGAA
Messenger RNA from Telopea speciosissima, 1149 nucleotides. Its product is annotated as transcription factor MYB102-like. The record is from RefSeq and is a predicted model, not a curated record. The transcript has 5 exons. Lineage: Eukaryota; Viridiplantae; Streptophyta; Magnoliopsida; Proteales; Proteaceae. Bases 16 to 1125 code for a protein of 369 amino acids.